CUCAUCCUCGACCUCGGCGACGUCCUCUUCAGCUGGUCCGCGGAGACGCGCACCUCAAUUCCCCCGCGGCAGCUCAAAGACAUCAUGAACGGCGCGACGUGGCACGAGUACGAACGCGGCCGCCUCUCGCAGGCGGAGGCCUACGCGCGCGUCGGGCGCGAGUUUUCCAUCUCCCCCGACGCGAUCGUCGAGGCGUUCAAGCAGGCGCGCGAGUCGCUCCGCCCGAACGAGGAGCUGCUCGCGCUCGUGCGCGAGCUCAAGGCGCGCUACGCCGGGCAGCUGCGCGUGUUCGCGCUCUCGAACAUCUCGCUCCCGGACUACGAGUUCAUCCUGGCGCUGCCGACGGACUGGUCGAUCUUCGACAAAGUGUUCGCGUCGGCGGUGAUCGGGGAGCGCAAGCCGGACCUCGCGGCGUACGAGAAGGUGCUGGCGGAGACGGGCAUCGACCCGGCGACGGCGGUGUUUGUGGAUGACAAGCUGGAGAACGUGGAGGCGGCGCGGUCGCUGGGCAUUCACGGG
Messenger RNA from Trametes versicolor FP-101664 SS1, 519 nucleotides. Its product is annotated as HAD-like protein. Lineage: Eukaryota; Fungi; Basidiomycota; Agaricomycetes; Polyporales; Polyporaceae. The record is from RefSeq and is a predicted model, not a curated record. The transcript has a single exon. The annotation marks the transcript as partial.